Messenger RNA from Lingula anatina, 1710 nucleotides. RefSeq lists its product as uncharacterized. The record is from RefSeq and is a predicted model, not a curated record. NCBI's taxonomy places the organism in Eukaryota, Metazoa, Brachiopoda, Lingulata, Lingulida, Lingulidae.
GUUGUUUGUACACUCAAAGACGGUUUUCGACUAUUGUUUUGUUUCGGCUGAUUUCUACCAAAAACUCUUAGAUAAUGUCAACUGUUAGAAGAGAUUUUGGUUCAUUUCAUUCCUCCAAUGUACAAGAACUUUUGGAACUAAAAGAUGAUGAUUAUCAACUGCCACCAUUACCUGUACAAGGACCAAAUUUCUUGGACAUCAAACCUGACUUGCAUUUUGGCAAGUCAAUAAAAAAUAAAUAUUUCAUUUUGGAAGAGGAAUGCACUUUCCUGAAUCAUGGAGCCUUUGGUGCCACACUGAAAGAUGCACUGUUAGUAGCACAGAAAUGGCAAAUGUACACAGAAAAGCAACCUCUGAGAUUUUUUGAUCGAGAGCUCUUGCCUUUGCUGGUAUAUGUAACAAGAAGAUUGGCUAAAUUUGUAGGUUGUGACCCUAGGGACCUCCUACUGGUGCAGAAUGCCACUACAGGCAUUAACUGUGUUAUAAAAAAUUUGGGCCUUGGUCCUGGGGAUGUGAUAUUCUCACUGAGUGUAACUUAUGGUGCAGUUAAGAAACUGUUGAAACAUAUUUGUGCAGAAACUGGAAGUAUUUUACAAGAGGAAACAGUGCAAUUUCCCAUUACAAGCAGGGACCAGCUUAUUUCGCUUGUUGAAAGCACACUCAGGCCAGAAGUGACUAAACUGGCAGUAUUUGAUCACAUUCCAAGUAACAUUCCAUUCAUAAUGCCUAUUCAAGAAAUUAUUGCUAUCUGUCAUAAGAGAGGGGUUCCAGUACUGGUUGAUGGAGCACAUGCUUUGGGUAGUCUGCCAUUGGACAUAGCAUCUCUUAAACCCGACUACUACAUCUCUAAUGCACACAAAUGGUUCUGCUGUCCUAAGGGAUGUGCAUUUUUGUAUGUAAAAAGGGAGCUUCAGUCUGUGAUAAGGCCUUUAGUUAUUUCCCAUGGAUUUGGCUCAGGAUUCAAUUCAGAAUUCAUAUGGUCAGGUCUUAAAGACUACAGUCCAUUCUUAUCAAUGCCCACAGUUAUCGAUUUCUGGGAGACUGUUGGUCCAGACACUAUGAGGAAAUAUAUGUAUCAGCUGUGUCAUCAAGCAGCUGAACAUUUGGUACAUGUUUGGAACACAGACUUGAUAGCACCAGCUGAUAUGUUUGGUUCAAUGUCGUUGGUAAGGCUUCCGGACACGCUGUACAACUCUAGCAGCCCUGCCACCUAUCAGCAAGCAGAGGUUAUUCAAAAUAAAUUAUAUUACAAAUUUAAUAUUGAGGUGCCUAUUAAGGCAGUAGAAGGCAUUCUGUAUGUCAGGAUCUCAUCCCAUAUAUACAAUACAAUUGACGAGUACAAGUACUUGGGAGAUGCUGUACUGAAAUUGUCAGAAGACUGAAACUACCAGUGCCAGAGUUGAUAAAAAGAUAUUUGUGCAACAGUUAUCACAUUUCAUUUCUGGUAAAUUUAAACAUGGGCACAUAACACUUUAAAAAGAAACUAUGACAACAUUUCUGUGGAGGUGUGCACCAUCAAGUUUUUAAUGGUGUACCAGAUUGUUGGACAAACCGGUCACCACAGAACAAAUACACCAUGGACAUAAUGUCAGGUGCUGCCCCAAUGAACAAUUAAGUGAACUACCAGUCUGCUGUACCCUAGGUUCUAGAUUCCGGUAUUGUCAGCUCGAUCUUGAUUUCAUAUAUAACCCAUAUCAACAAUACUAAAAG